Molecule: messenger RNA, 3525 nt
Organism: Neogale vison (American mink)
Lineage: Eukaryota; Metazoa; Chordata; Mammalia; Carnivora; Mustelidae
Gene: TAF1C
Product: TATA-box binding protein associated factor, RNA polymerase I subunit C
Exons: 15
Coding region: 131-2725 (864 amino acids)
Biological process (GO): transcription by RNA polymerase I
Cellular component (GO): fibrillar center
Molecular function (GO): protein binding; RNA polymerase I core promoter sequence-specific DNA binding
Source: RefSeq, a predicted model, not a curated record
UUUGCCCUCUUGUUCCAUCCCCUGCCCUGGAGCCGGGGUGUUGUUGACCCGCUCUCUCGUGGCUCGUGGGUCGGCCGAGCGUCCCGUGGAAUUCCCAGUCGCCGACGAGCACCGCGGGGCCUGGGCCACGAUGGACUUCCCCAGCUCCCUUCGACCCACACUGUUCAUGGCUGGCCCCCUUGGUCUGAGUAAUGUCCCUGACUUGUCCUUCAUGUGUAGCUGGAGAGACGCCCUGAUGCUGCCGGAGUCCCUGCCCGAGAACUCUGAGAAUGGGGGGCCGCAUAUGGCCACGCAGCUGCUCUGGGAGCCAGAGACCCCCGGGCCCCUUCCUCUGCUGCCUCCUGGUCCUGAUCCCUGGGACCCUGGGGUGACUGCCCAGGACCUGCUUUUCCGGGGAGGUUUCACAUUCCGAAGGAAGCCCCGAGCCGUGCUGGAUGUUACGGAACAGCUCAGCCGCUUUCUGUGGGACCAUGGGGACAUAGCCUUUGCACCCCUGGGGAAGCUGAUGCUGGAGAAUUUCAAACUGGAGGGAGCACGGAGCCGUUCUAAGAAGAAGACAGUGGUCAGUGUGAAGAGCCUACUCCAGGACCUCGGUGGACAUCAGCCCUGGGGCUGCCCCUGGGCUUUCCUCAGCUACCGACAGCGCCGCUUCUCCAUCCUCGGGGGCCCCGUCCUGGGCAAGUCAGUGGCCAGCCUCCUGGGGGAGCUGCUGCACGAGGAGCUGGCCGUGCGGUGGGAGCAGCUGCUCCUGGACGACGCGUUCACCGGGGGCGCUUUGGCCUGGGUGCCCGGGAGGACGCCCCAGGUGGGACAGUUGGUCUACCCUGCAGGAGGUGCUCUGGACAAGCUCUGUUUCCAAGAGGUCAGUCUGACCUCAAGCGGUGCUGCUCAGGCUCUCAGGGACCCUGGCCACAUCCAGCUCCGAGGACCUGUCCGGCAGGUGGUGACCCGCACCGUGCAAGGAGAAACCCUGCUGGCUGUCCGCUCUGACUACCACUGCGCCCUGUGGAAGGUCAGUAAGCAGGGGCAGCCUGCCCCUCUCCCAGUGCUGCAGGUCAGGAAGGGGGCCACUGGGAUCAGCCUCAGCCCGCAUCUGCCCGGGGAGCUGGCGGUCUGCAGCCGUUCCGGAGCCGUCUGUCUGUGGACCCCCCAGGACGGGCUGCAGCAAGUCUACAAGGACCCUGAGACCCUUGUGUUCUGUGACCAUUCUUCCUGGCGCUGGGCAGACUUCACCGCUCAUCCCCGGGUGCUGACUGUGGGGGACCGCACAGGAGUGAAAAUUGUUGACACUCAGGGCCCACCCGGCUGUGGUCUGCUGCUUUUUCGUGGGGGCGCAGAGGCAUCGUGCCAGAAAGGAGAACGUGUCCUGCUGACCCAGUACCUGGGGGCGUGCAGCCCCGAGCCCCUGCAUCCCACGCUCCAUCUCAUCUGCACGCAGUUUUCUCUCUACCUGGUGGAUGAGCGCCUCCCCUUGGUGCCCAUGCUGAAGUGGAACCAUGAGCUCCCCUCGGCUCCCCUGUGGGCCCAGCUGCUGCCCCCGCCACGGCCCGGCUGCCCACGGCCGCUGCUCCUGGGCGCCCAGCGCGGGCACCUGCGGCUGCUACACCUUACAGGAGAGGGGGCCUCUGCACCCAGGCUGGCGGGGCACCCCCAGUCUCUCCCUUCCAGCAGCGACUCCCUCUCCGCGUUUCCCCUGCUGGAGCCCAAGAGUCAGUGGCGGCUGCAGGAGCGUCUGAAAGCACCAACCAUAGGUCUGGCUGCCACCAUCCCUUUCCCGGCGUCCGAGCCAGUCCUGUCGCUCUUCCAGCUCUCAGCAGCCGGGGAUAUCUUCCACCAGCGCCUCCGCCUCCAGGCAGACCCUGGGGCUACCCUCCAUGCCCCCACGGCUUCCUGGACUCCGCAGGCCACUGCGUUCUGCAGCCGAUGGCUGAAGGCCCUGCUGAAGGUGCCCCCGCCUCCCCCUGUGUGGGCGGCACCCACCUUUUCCCACCGCCGCCUGCUGGGCUGCAUGGAGCAGAGGACGGGGGAGCACAAGGGGCCAGAGGGUCUCCGAGCAGCCAUGGCUGGAGGGCGGCUGCUGCAGCAGAGGGACCUGGGCCCACUCCCCUCUGCGGAGCCACCCCCUGCCCCCGAGCCGGGCCCUGAGGAUGAGCUCAGUGCACGUUUGGAGGCGGCUUGGGAAGGCCAGAUGGCCGCCUGGUGGGAGAGGCAGCAGGGCCGGAGCUCCGGGCCCAGCAGACCGUCCAAGCGGCACAAGCGCCGGACUCAACUGUCCAGCACUUUCUCCUCACUCAGCGGCCGCCUGGACCUCUCGGAUGCCAUCAGCCCCCCUCAUAGCCCAGACCGGGCAUCCCCCGAAGCCAAGUCUCAACCACCAGUGACCCCGCCCUCCCAUGAGUCCACUCAGGAGCUAUGGGCUCAGGGUGUCCCCUCGGAGCGGCAGCAGACUCUCCGUGACUACAUGGCCAAGCUGCCGCUCGGAGGGGACAGCCCACGUGGUGUCUGCUCGUCCCUCUCCCAGAGCCCCAGCCUCCAGGCCACGUCCUCCAGGUCCCAGACCCUCCAGGAACGCACAGCCGAGCUGCCGCCACGAAGGACCACCCUGAGAGGUGCCGCCGUGUCUUCCUCCCAGACCUCCAGCCUCCGGGCCACCCCCUCCAGGCAGCGGGCAUCUGUCCCCUCUGGCUCUCAGCCCCAGCGGAAGAAGCCGCGCAUGGGCUUCUGAGGGCCCGGGGGAGCCCUUCAUCCUGGACCGGCUGUGCCUUCUGUGGUUGGAAGCUGGGAAGUGGAAAGAGAACAGUCCCCGGAGCACAGGCCUUCCUGUUUCCAGAGCAAUGGAAACAGCAGGAUGGUUUCCUCUCCUUAUGCUUUUGCUAGAUCAUUCCAGAAGGCAUGUUGAGUAGGCCCUCGUGGUCCUGUCUUGAAGGGCUGUGUCAUGGGGAUUCCCUCCAGGAGUCGGUGGGCCAUGCUGCCCAGGAGCUGGGGCUGUUGCCCCCUCCCCCCAAGACACCGGGGUGACAGAAGGGCACCUGCUCCUCGCCGUGCUCGCAGGGAGUCCGAGCUGCCGGGGCUGGCCGCUCAGUCUGUGUUGGUUAAGCAGCGCCCACUGUGAUACACGUUUCACGGAGGGGGACACUUGGAACCCACGUUUAGGAACUGAAUAAGCCUGGCAGCGGCGCGGGGUUGGGAAUGAUGGGGUUUCUGGGGCCGGGAGCGCCACCUACAUCCCUUCCUCUGAAGCAUGUGGUUCUGUGGAACGCUUUGCUCCCCUGUGGGGAAACCCGCCCUCAAUGUCCCAAACCCCAGCGUUUGCUCUAGAUUUCUCCUCGCAUGUGCUGCUUUUCUCAGGGAACCUGGUGGAAGGAAUCGCACAGGACUCGCGCGGAUGUGAAAUGACCCAGUAACACGGGGACUCCCGCGGAUACUAAAAUGUCUGUAAUGCUCAGUUACACAACUUCCGCCCCUGAGACCCCGGGGACGUCGCGUUCUGCUUUGAGCACAGGAACACGGUGGUGCACACUUGCA